Molecule: messenger RNA, 4341 nt
Organism: Salvelinus fontinalis (brook trout)
Lineage: Eukaryota; Metazoa; Chordata; Actinopteri; Salmoniformes; Salmonidae
Gene: l2hgdh
Product: L-2-hydroxyglutarate dehydrogenase
Exons: 10
Coding region: 161-1501 (446 amino acids)
Molecular function (GO): (S)-2-hydroxyglutarate dehydrogenase activity; (S)-2-hydroxy-acid oxidase activity
Source: RefSeq, a predicted model, not a curated record
CAAAGGGGCGUGUCAGCAAGGAAUUUGAUUAUGACUGCCAUAGCAAGAGAAACCUUGUGGACAACUGCUGUUUAAUUAAAACAUAUUCACACAAUAUGUGUGCACGGCAAUUGAUGUUACUGUCAAAGCUAGUAUAGGUUGCUAUUCAAUCCCUGUCGAAAUGAUACGGACACUAAACAGCGCGUCAUUGGCUGCUUUAUUUGCAACCGUGCCAAAGUUCACGACCUGCAGAACAGCUAGAAUACACAGUACGUAUGAUGUGGCUGUGGUGGGUGGAGGCAUCGUGGGCCUGGCUUCAGCCAGAGAGCUCAUCCUCAGACACCCCACGCUUAGCUUCAUUCUGCUGGAGAAGGAGAAGGACCUGGCCAUCCACCAAAGCGGCCACAACAGUGGUGUGAUCCACAGUGGGAUUUACUAUACCCCUGGGUCUCUGAAGGCCCGUCUCUGUGGCAAAGGGGCCACUAUGGCCUACGAAUACCUGGACAAGAAAGGACUCCCCUAUAAGAGGUGUGGAAAGCUGAUCGUGGCUGUGGAGCGAGAGGAGAUUCCCAGGCUCAAAGCGCUGUACGAGCGAGGACAGAAGAACAACGUGCGUGACCUCACCAUGAUAGACGCCAAGGGGAUCCGAGAGAGAGAGCCCUACUGCAGGGGUCUGCUGGCCCUGGACUCUCCCUACACUGGCAUCGUGGACUGGAGGCUGGUGUCACUGGCAUACGGAAAAGACUUCCAGGAGGCGGGAGGGACCGUGGUUACUGAAUAUGAGGCUAGUGACAUGGCCAUGGUGAAGGAAAGCCCCGCUGGUAACACCGACGGAAUGAAAUAUCCCAUCGCUAUCAGAGAUUCAAAGGGUAAGGAGGUAAGGUGUCGGUAUGUGCUGACCUGUGGUGGUCUCUACUCUGACCGCCUCGCUCAGAUCUCUGGCUGCAGUCCAGACCCUCGUAUUGUCCCCUUCAGAGGAGAUUACCUGGUCCUGAAGCCUGAGAAGCACUAUCUGGUCCGGGGAAACAUCUACCCUGUUCCUGACCCUAAGUUCCCCUUCCUGGGGGUCCACUUCACCCCGCGGAUGGACGGCAGUGUUUGGCUGGGUCCCAACGCCGUCCUGGCCUUUAAACGAGAGGGAUACAAGCUGUACGACUUCGAUGCCCGGGACUUUGGAGAUGCACUCUCAUUCAGAGGUCUGCAGAAGCUGGUGAUGAAUAACCUAGUGUAUGGUGUUGGAGAGAUGUACAGGGGGGUGUUCAUCGGAGCUCAGGUCAAGAUCUUAAAGAAGUUCAUCCCAGAGCUCUCUCUAAGCGACGUACUCAGGGGUCCAUCAGGGGUGAGGGCCCAGGCUCUGGACCGCGAUGGGAACCUAGUAGAUGACUUUGUGUUUGACGUUGGUGUCGGGGAUGUGGGCAGCAGGGUCCUCCAUGUACGCAACGCUCCCUCGCCCGCCGCCACCUCUUCCCUGGCCAUAGCAGAGAUGGUAGCAGAUGAGGUGGAGAGACGUUUCAGCCUCUAAAAAAAACUCGAGGCACUCUUCCGGAUUGCAUACCAAAUGGCAUCCUAUUCCCUACUUUUGAGUUCUGUGCACUACUUUUGACCAGAGCCCACGGGAAAUAGGGUGGCAUUUGGGACGUGCCUAAACUUCCCCAGUGGGAAGGAAGUAACAACAUUGAUCCAUCUGAUCCAGCUACAAGUCAUCUAUAAUAUAGUGAAGCGGUGAUGAUGCUAGAUGCUGAUCUCGGGUCAGUUCUGCAUUUUACCCAAUGGGUUAGUUUGGAGUGGGCGAGUGUUCAAGCUGAUCCUGGAUCUGCGCCAAAGGGGGAAACUUCACCAGGAAAUGAUCCAUCCAAUGUGUUACUACUGCUCACUGGUCCAGCAUCAUCUAUCUGCGUCAGCAGAGUAAGGGUCCAAAAUUCCCGGGUUUUCCAGGAAUCCAGGUUGGAGGAUUCCAGGAUGAUCUGCUUAGUCCCUCCUAAUCGCAGGAAUAUUCCAACAAGGGAUUUCUGGAAACCUCGGGAGGUUUGUUAGAGUUACUGGAAUUUGCAACCCUACAUCAGAGUGGCCAGGCCAGAAUGGAGUACAGUGAGCAGCGUGUACUGAAUGGAGCAUGUAAAGUGCAUUUGGAAAAUAUUCAGACUCCUUGAUUUAUUUUUUUUACCACAUUUUGUUAGGUUACAGCCUUAUUUCCCUCAAUCUACACACAAUACCUUAUAAUGACAAAACAAAAACAGAGGGUUAGAAAUUCAAGCCUGGGGCCUCCUGAGUGGCGCAGUGGUCUAUGGUACUGCAUCGCAGUGCUUGAGGUCGUCACUACAGACACGGGUUCGAUCCCAGGCUGUCACAACCGGCCGCGACCAGGAGUCCCAUAGGGCGGCGCACAAUUGGCCCAGCGUCGUCCGGGUUAGGGGAGGUUUGACCGGGGUGGCUUUACUUGGCUCAUCGCGAUCUAGCGACUCCUUGUGGCGGGGCCAGGCGCCUGCAGGCUGACUUCAGUUGUCAGUGCAAUGGUGUUUCCUCCGACACAUUGGUGCAGCUGGCUUCCGGGUUAAGCGGGAGGGUGUUAAGAAGCACAGCUUGGCGGGUCAUGUUUCGGAGGACUCAUGACUCGACCUUCGCCUCUCCCGAGCUCGUUGGAGAGUUGCAGCGAUGAGACAAGAUCGCAAUUGGAUAUCACGAAAUUGGGGGUAAAAUACAAACAAACUAACAAAAAUAUUAAGAAAAUUCAAGCCUGAUGUUACCUGAGCCUGAUGGGCCCGACAUUUAAGACAUUUAAUGAGCCCAAUCACAAAAAAAUCACAAAAAAUUGUGCUGUUUUCCAAUAGAUAUGAUAUUUAGGCUGCUGCACAUUACACACGACAGAAAAACAUAAAUUCCCAUAGAUGGAGCUAUAGAUGUAGCUAGCUAUAUGCUCUCUUGGGUAAAUAAAUGAAACUAGCUCCAGUAGGCUAAUCUGUUUUGAGUGUGAACUAUUACUGUACUAUAUUAUAUGGACUAUAAUUACGUACAUCAUUCGAACCAUGAUAAAGUAGGGAGAGGGAACAUGUGAUUCUGGUGCAGCACAUGCGGCCUACAAAGUUACAAGUAUAGGCUAGCGAAUUUAAUUUUCAUUUUGAAAUAUAAUAGUGCCUAUUUGUAUAAUUAGUAGGCUGACGCAUAUGUAGCUUUCAUGUUUCCCCUAAUGGUAUUAGCCUACGUCCUCUCUUUUGUUGCUUCAUUCCUUAACUCGCUUUCAACAGUUAAAUGAAAUGUUUCGUGUCCUAAAUCAUUCUAAUGACAUCCUUGAAUAAUAUAGGACUAGAAUUAGAUGCAGACGGCUUUCACUUCUCUUCACGUAGAUUGAAUGGUUAUGGGUCUGGAAUAAAUAACUGCUAUAAACCUACCGCCAUCCCUCUUUCAAACGACGGGGAUGAUAGAUCUAGGUGCAUUGUGAACUGCGUUCAAUACUGAGCUGGGCUGUCUCUGCAUGAUGAAUCAUCAACGUGCAGGGUGGGGACAGAGGCCGUGGAGAAGACAGAUUUAGAUUUAGAUCGCAUAUAAUUUAAACAGUUCCAUUUCACCGCAUGCUGUUCAUAUAAAUAAUGUAUUAUAAUUUAUCGGGUUCUUACAGUUAUUUAUCCGGGGGGAAAUGAGUGGUUUUGGGCAGUAAAUCUCAGUAACCGGGUUCCCGCCGUUCAACCCAUGUCCAUGCUACCGAAGACCAGUUUUCCAGACACAGAUUAAACCUAAUCUUGGACUAAAAAACAAAUGAAAUGGAGAAUCUCCGUAGAAAUAGCUUUAUACCGACCCUUAACGUUAGAAAUGUAGUUGAACGCACCGAUGAAAACAAAAAUGAGUUGUUUGCACAGAUGAUUCCAGAUGAUGCAAAUCAUUCACCAGAAUGUUCUAGAUUAAAGACUUGCUCCACUGUGGUCCUGUAUGCUCAUGUGAUCCCUCUCAUUACUUUGGUUUUGGAUAAUGAUGAUGUACAGUAGUGUUAAAAAAAAAUCUUGGUGUUCACCACUAUUUCUGCUUUUUGAUUUUCAACGCACAGAUUUAUGCUGUUUUAAAACCAUUUAUUUGAUCAUAAACUGAAAAUAUUUAUCAAAGUUUUGCGGUAAGAAUACUGCCAUGUUUCAUUUUGGCGCCAGUUGUGACAGCCUGGGAUCGAACCCGCCAGUCACAUUCUUUGACAGUGAUUGUUUUUGAAAAACUGUUUAAUUUUGUUAGCCUGUUUUACUGAGAUGAUAUGAAACGGUUUAAUUAAUUUGUCUACGAAUUAUAAUUCUCUCCUUUUGAGAUUUGUGAUGUGUCUUCAACUCCAGAGAACAGUUUAUUACAGAAAUUCAAUGUAUUUUAAAUAAAUUACUUUUCACAUUA